AUGAACACCGGAAAGAGUAUGCAAGAGCCAGGGGGCUCUCCCGGAAGGAUUUCGUUGGAUCGGCGCAAUGACGACAGCGAAGAGUAUGCGGAUAUCAUUCCUCCAAGAUCGAAAAGCCAACACAGAGACAGUACCGAGCAACCAAACCUAGCGAGAUUGCCCUCGGGAGUCUUGAACUUUCAAGACGACCCUGUCUCUCGCCAGAAAUCCAAUGUAGAGGUUCCUUACGAAAUCUACGAGCGCUUUUCCAAACAUCGCAAGUACAUAAUUGUUGCUGUAAUCUCAUGGUGUGGCUUAUUGUCGCCUAUUUCCAGCACGGCAGUGCUAUCGGCGCUACCUGAAGUAGCCACGGAGUACAAGACGACCGGAGACAUAAUCAGUCUCAGCAAUGCAAUGGCCUCUGAGCCAAGUGUAUGGAAGGAAGCGAUGACCGCCUCGUUAUUUCUGGGGUGCUCUAUCGGUACUGCUCUGAGCCCAAACGUCGCCGCGUUCUUCGUAUUCCGUAUGCUCACCGCAUUUGCCGGGACCUCAUUUCUCGUCACCGGCCCUGCCGUUAUCGGUGACUUGUAUCAUCCAACUGAGCGCGCCACUGCCAUGGGAUGGUUCUUGUCUGGCACUUUGAUCGGGCCGACUAUUGGCCCAGUUCUUGGUGGUAUCAUCGUGACUUACACUUCGUGGCGCGCCAUAUUUUGGCUCCAGACUGCCCUUGCCGGCGUCGGCCUGGGAGGCGCCCUGUUCUUCAUGCCUGAUACGUUCUCAACCCACGAUUUUCUCUCACCUCCCCAGCACAAUCCGGUCUCUUCUACCUUGCCCCGGGGUGUGGGUACCUGGCUGGUACGCUCGUCGGUGGGCGCUCUUCCUGGCUGCAUGCUCAUCUACGGUUGGGCUGUUCAAGAACGUGCUGGUGGCGUUACCGUGCCUGUUAUCUUCAUGUUUCUUGGAGGAGUGUCGCAGUUAUUCUGUUUCCCGAGCCUCAACACCUACUGCCUGGAUGUGAUACAAGGACGUAGCGCGGAAGUGAUAGCAGGCAACUUCAUGAUAAGAUAUCUUUUCGGUGCCGCUGCGUCGGCCAUAGUGCUUCCAGCCAUCCAGAAGAUUGGCGUCGGUUGGUUCAGUACUAUUUCAGCAACUUUCUUGAUCAUCGGGGCAUUGGGCGUCUGGGCUGUGGCAAUAUGGGGUAGAAGUUGGCGGAAACGAACCGAUGAGAAGAUUAAUUCAUAG
This is a messenger RNA of Colletotrichum graminicola M1.001, 1221 nucleotides long. Its product is annotated as major facilitator superfamily transporter. Bases 1 to 1221 code for a protein of 406 amino acids. Gene Ontology annotation, molecular function: transmembrane transporter activity. The transcript has 5 exons. The record is from RefSeq and is a predicted model, not a curated record. Gene Ontology annotation, biological process: transmembrane transport. Lineage: Eukaryota; Fungi; Ascomycota; Sordariomycetes; Glomerellales; Glomerellaceae.